Molecule: messenger RNA, 1524 nt
Organism: Quercus robur (English oak)
Lineage: Eukaryota; Viridiplantae; Streptophyta; Magnoliopsida; Fagales; Fagaceae
Product: putative leucine-rich repeat receptor-like serine/threonine-protein kinase At2g14440
Exons: 8
Coding region: 1-1524 (507 amino acids)
Molecular function (GO): protein binding
Source: RefSeq, a predicted model, not a curated record
AUGUGCCUCUCCAUCUUCCUUCUUUGGCUUGUCAGCAUCCCUUUAUCUCUAUGUGCAAACUCUCUUUCAAUUCCUGACGUUCGAGGUUUUCUUCUAAAUUGUGGUGCGGACCCAUCUAACGAAGUAAUCACAAAUGGUGUCAAAUACAUCUCAGAUGUGGGGUUCACAUCAUCUGGGAAUAGAACACACCUCAAAGCCUCAAACCUGUUGCCUAUACUAACCACAUUGCGGUAUUUUCCUGACCCAACUGCACGAAAAUAUUGCUACGAGAUACCUGUGAUCAAAGGAGGGAAGUACCUGCUGAGAACAACAUAUUAUUAUGGACGUUUUGAUGGAGGGAAAGAGCCACCUGUAUUCGACCAAAUUGUAGACGGGACUAAAUGGAGCAUUGUGAAUACUACAGAGGACCAUGCCAAUGGACUUAGUUCAUUUUAUGAGCUUGUGGUGGUUGCCAUGGGAAAAAUGCUAAGUGUGUGCUUGGCUAGGAAUGAGAAGACUAUUUCGAGUCCGUUUAUCUCGGCUCUUGAGUUGGAGUUCUUAGAGGAUUCCUUAUAUAACACAACAGAUUUUGGCAAGUAUGCGCUUAGUACAGUUGCGAGGAGUAGCUUUGGAAGUGAGGAGGACAUGAUUGGUUAUCCAGAUGACCAAUUCAACCGUUUAUGGCAACCAUUCCUGGACAAGAACCCUGUUGUCACAAGCCACUUCAAUGUAACUUCUUCAGAUUUUUGGAACCUCCCACCACCACAGGCAUUCAGCACAGCAAUCUCCACAAGCGAAGUAAAGAAACUCCAAAUCAUGUGGCCACCUGUGGCGCUUCCUAAUACCAGCUACUAUAUCUCACUCUAUUUCCAGGACAAUCGGACCCCUAGUCCGUAUAGCUGGAGAGUUUUUGAUGUUUCUCUAAAUGGCAGGAAAUUCUUCACUAAUCUUAAUGCCACAACCAAUGGUGUGACUGUUUACUCGACACAAUGGCCUCUAUUUGGGCUGACUGAGAUUGUCUUAACUCCUGCAAAUGGGAUGAAUGUUGGCCCUUUGAUCAAUGCUGGUGAGGUCUUUCAAAUCGUGCCUCUUGGUGGAAGGACACUCACAAGAGAUGUGGUGGCAAUGGAAAAGUUAGCUAGAAGCUUUAAUGAUCCACCUUCAGAUUGGAGUGGUGAUCCUUGCUUGCCUAAAGAGAAUUCAUGGACAGGAGUUACAUGUUUUAUUUCGGGGAAAUUUGCUCGUGUUAUCGCUGUGAAUUUAACUAAUGCUGGACUGUUAGGAUCAUUGUCUUCAAGCAUUGACAAGUUAACUGCACUCACCCAUCUUUGGCUUGGGGGAAACAAUCUCUCAGGAAAAAUCCCAGAAAUGAGCUCAUUGAAGGCACUACAAACUUUGAAUUUGGAGAAUAACAAGUUUGAAGGAGAGAUUCCUCAAUCAUUAGGACUACUUCCAAAACUACAUGAGUUAUACCUUCAAAAUAACAAUCUUGAUACAAGAAUUCCCACCACACUACAAAAUAGAAAAGACAUGGACAUUCUGUAA